GACGAGAGGGAAGCGCGCGGCGGUGACGCCUAACGGAAAAAAACGGCCGCUUGCAGGAGAAGGUUAACUGAGGACUGAGUCAGAUGUCUGUCUUCCUUUCUGAAAUGCAUCUGUGGUCUUUGAAGGGCACCUUACGUGUUGAAGACCAAGACAUCGGGACCUAUCAUUAUUACGACAGGAAAGAACCAGAAUCACAAACAAACCUGGGAUACCUACCCGCGAAGCAACAGUUAGCACAAUCUCGAGAUUAUCUAUGGGUGCUUAAGAACAAACGUCCGGAAAAGCUGCACGAUGCGCUUAAGGAGUUAGAGGAACUGCUCCAAAGCACGCCGUGCGUGCUGACCAAAUGGAAGAACAAACACGUCUGUCAGCUCCUCUUCCAUUCGGGUGUACUGGUCUCCCUGAGCCUUUCUGGGCCGCAGCUGGACCGAGUGGUGAUUGACAGAACCCUGCUAGGCAAAUUCAUCUCUGACCCCAUCAGUGACGUCAUUCUUACCGACAGUUUCAUGAUCCUGUCGUUCUGGGAGCAAAGCAAGCUGUGUUUCAUUUACUUCACAAAGAAGGCCGCUUCUCCGGACAUCAACAAAAGAGUUGAAAAGCUCUCGGCCUUGGAUUUUAAGAUAUCUUACCUUGACAUACCAGGGCCUGGGAACAGAAGACUGAAGCAUCAUCUAGCAAUAAAUAGGACAGAGGACAUGGUUAUUUGCUGGUGGUCUCUGGCAAAUGAGGAAGCGUGGCCCUGGUCUCCGGUUUGUCAGCAGCGAGAGAGAGCCAACUUACUGCUUUUGAAAUGUGAACAUGGCAACUUGGAGGUUCUGAGUUACGUUCGUACCGAAGGAGAUCCGCUCGAUGCAAGUUUCAGCCUCAACCAGCCUUAUCAGGUUCGUACUGUGGAACAUUCGCUCGGCACGGACCAGGAGCCCAUGGCCGACAGUUGCGUCUACGAAUACGUCAGGAAUAAAGUUCAGUGCGUGGCAGUCACCAAAAUACCCCUAAGGUCAAAGGCCAUCAGCUGUUGCAGGAGCCACACAGAAGACAAACUCAUCCUGGGGUGCGAAGAUUCGUCGGUCAUCCUGUAUGAAUCCUACCGCCAAGUGACUCUCAUUGCGGAGGCGGAAGUCUUGCCUUCCUUGAUGUGCUGCCAUCCUGGUGGGGCCCUGAUCCUCGUGGGGAGUUCGCAAGGGGAGCUCCAGCUGUUUGACAUUGCACUGUCCCCCCUUAAAGUGCAACUCCUGGCGGAAGACUUCUCCUCCAAAGCCACAUUGCAGCUGAGCGAACAUUUCGAUAUCUCCAGCAGUCUCGUCCAGAUGCAGUGGGCUGCCCCUCAGGUUCCAUCCCAAAGCACGGAUGGGGUGGACGUACAUGAUCUUCUGUUACUUAGGUUCGACAAAGGACCUAUUGGAGGGCUUCGUUUCAAAACUGGCGUUUUCCCGAGAGGUCGCCUUGGCCUUGCGGAAAUCAUCCAGGAGUACAUUCGUCAAGAUGAGUUGUAUGAAGCCAUUAAUAUCCUGAGUGGCAUGAACUGGGACACCAUGGGCCAUCAGUGCUAUGCGAGCCUCAGUGCCAUAGUGAACCAUCUUCUCAGACAGAAGCUGACACCUGAGAGAGAAGCACAGCUAGAGGCGAGCCUUGGAGCCUUUUAUGCGCCGACAAGACCUCUCUCGGAGACGACGGUGUUGGGAUACAGGGAUCCCAUCAGCAGAUACGCACGAAGGUUCUUCCACCAUCUGCUGAGGUACCAAAGAUUUGAAAAGGCUUUUCUGCUUGCCGUUGAUAUGGGUGCCCGCGAUUUGUUUAUGGACAUCCAUUACUUUGCGCUAGAUAAGGGUGAAUUGGCGCUAGCUGAAGUGGCAAAGAAAAAAGCGAACGCCAUUGACACAGAAUCAAUAACGACCGGAGUCGAAAUUCCAGGACACGAAGACAGAGAGGAGACCCUGAGCGAAACUUUCGCCAACCUGACAGUCCUACCCCGGAAGGAGCAGAAGUUCCAAGGCAGCCUCCCACCCUCCGGGACGAAUUCCGGUUGCUUCACGUACAUGGCACAGAACAGCUCAGCCAGGUAA
Molecule: messenger RNA, 2063 nt
Organism: Heteronotia binoei (common prickly gecko)
Lineage: Eukaryota; Metazoa; Chordata; Lepidosauria; Squamata; Gekkonidae
Gene: WDPCP
Product: WD repeat containing planar cell polarity effector
Exons: 15
Coding region: 84-2063 (659 amino acids)
Biological process (GO): cilium organization; nervous system development; establishment of protein localization
Cellular component (GO): axonemal basal plate
Molecular function (GO): protein binding
Source: RefSeq, a predicted model, not a curated record